Messenger RNA from Scutellospora calospora, 291 nucleotides. The record is from the annotation of a GenBank genome assembly. Lineage: Eukaryota; Fungi; Glomeromycota; Glomeromycetes; Diversisporales; Gigasporaceae.
AUGGAAUCUACAGAAGGAUUUAGUUAUCGUAUGGCUGUUAAAGUGAAUAUUGCUAUAUAUUAUAGCUGUAAUCAGUUUGUUUAUGUUAAUAAAAGAGUAGGAUAUGAAUUAUAUUACAAUUAUAAGAUAGAGGAAUAUUGGCGUACAAAUUGUACUAAAAAUAGAUAUUGUGAUAUAUAUUUCAAAGAGUAUAUAGAGCUUAAACAAAAACCAGAAGUUGAAAGUGAUAUUUAUACAAGACCUGAAGGUAUGUGUGUAACAGAACUUGCUCAACAUUAUAAACUCUUAUAG